AUGACCAAGAUCCUCAUUUCGGAGAAAAUUGCUUUAGCGCUGGUGGCACUGCCGCCUGUUGUUCCGACCGCUUGCAAGGUUCCGCACGUUGUCUUUGGAAUGCAUCCGAGAGCCACUUCGCAGCAUUGGAAUGAACUGGCUGGCAGUAGCAGGCCGCGUCCCUGA
Messenger RNA from Symbiodinium sp. CCMP2456, 165 nucleotides. Lineage: Eukaryota; Dinophyceae; Suessiales; Symbiodiniaceae. The record is from the annotation of a GenBank genome assembly.